Messenger RNA from Trichoplax adhaerens, 4080 nucleotides. RefSeq lists its product as uncharacterized. The transcript has 17 exons. Bases 1 to 4080 code for a protein of 1359 amino acids. Gene Ontology annotation, biological process: smoothened signaling pathway. The record is from RefSeq and is a predicted model, not a curated record. Gene Ontology annotation, cellular component: centriole; ciliary basal body. NCBI's taxonomy places the organism in Eukaryota, Metazoa, Placozoa, Uniplacotomia, Trichoplacea, Trichoplacidae.
AUGACUGCAGUAGAUCGCCUUACUGUAAACGAUACAGCAUUCAAUAGUAAUCAAGAGUACAACUUGCCUUAUGCCAGUGAAAUAUUGAAUGUAACCGGUGCUGCAGCCAAUGCUGUGAUCAGUGGCCUCAAGUUGACUGCAGAUGACGCCGUGGACGACAACCUUGAAAGCUUCAGCCAUCACUCGCGUCAUAACGAUAUAGACGAUGGUCUCACCACAGAAGAUGAAGACGCACUAGAAUCUGUACAAAAGAAAUCUGCUAAUGAUACGAAAUCGAAAGAUACCCAUGCAGAUAAUUAUUUGAGACAAGACAGAAAUUCUUAUGCUUCCAGGCAUCCAAUCAAUACCAUAAAGACAUCUCAGCAAUCGAAGGAACCAAAUAUUGCUUCUACAGCUGCAGCUGCUGCCGCCGCCGCUGCAGUUGCAGUUGCAAAUACUUCACCUAUUUUAAAGGUUCAAGAAACGCUAGAAAACAAAUUAAAUGAACUCAUCAAUCGACUUCAAGUAAUAGAUAACAACAUUAACAAGAGUGAUUCCUAUCGGAGUGAACAGAAUUUACUUCAAACACAAAAUAAACUUCAAGAACAAGUUCAUAGUCUAGUCAAUCAGCUUGAAGGCUUAGAACAGCAGAGAGAUGUUGAUAGAAAAAGUAAAAGUGUACUCGAAAAAGGUCACCCCGUAAGCACGUCCAAGUUGUUACCUUCUCCAACCGAUAAUGAUGGUAAUGCUAUCGCACCAAAUGACAAUGUUCAAUCGCAGUCAUUACACUAUAAUAACAAUCGGUUAAAUGUUACUCGUGAUGUUAUGGCAAACACUGUUAGAUCAGAUAUAAAGAACAGUAAUAAUAAUCAAUACGCUUUGGCUAAAUUUGUUGGUCCACGCACCAAUCCUCCUAAGCCAAUUGAAAAAAAUCACUCCAAGCAAGCUAGAAAAAAAGAAAAUCACGAAAGAGGCAAACUGUUAGCAGAAAUACUAUCAUCUGAAAGUUCUCCAUCGUCAGUUCAUGAUGAAAAUCGUUUAGGCAGUCAGUUAUCCAAGAAGUCAAUACCUAGUACGAAGAUUAAGUCUAAUAAAUCAAAAAAUUCUGUUAGCGUAAACAUUGGUAAUUACGGAGAAACUAAACCGCUAAAUUCCUACAUGUUGCCACACUCACAAUCAAGUAAUCGGAAGGAAGAUAUUCUGAUGGAAGUUAGUAAUCGGCAGAUAUGGAAUGGGAUAGGAAAAGCUGAAGAUGAUUUAAAAGAGAUACUCUCAACUUCGAACAUUAUUGAUAAUAAUUUGGAAAUUGUUUCGCAAGUGAGCCGCUAUCGGAAUAGCAUUUUUAGUAAGGUUGAAAACAUGAAAACAUUUCAAGAUAUAAGCACACAACGUAUUAAAAUGGAGGUUAGCAAUAGGAUUGAGAAUAUUACAGGUGAAAUAGAACCGGAGAUUGUAGCGGCUUUAACUAAAGUAGUAAUCCCCCAGAAUGAAAGUAAUAGUACAGGCGGGAAGAUAGAUGAAACUAAAAAAAUUGAUACCGUCAAGGGUCAUCGACGAUUUCUGAAAGGCAAAAAGGAAUCUAAUAAAAAGGUAGAAAAUGAUUUCGCUGUACAUAAAUCCAAAAAGGGAAAGGUGAAUAACUCUAUUAAUGGAGACAAGACUAGCCUUAAAGAAAGGAUGCAAUCUCGAAUAGGGCUUGAAAAGGGAUUACACAGGAGAACCAGUAACGAUACCUCCAAAUUCAAUAUGGGCGGAAAUUAUUAUAAAGCAGAACCUAGGCGUCAACGGAUUGAUUGUUUACCUAAUUAUGAGUCAAAGGUAAUUCCUUUAGGAUACCCUAUUAUAUCUAAUUCUGUAACGGUAGAGGAUACACACAAGCCUAUGAAAGACAGCCAAGAUCUUAAUAAUUUAAAAUCGAGAGAAAAUAACAGUGCGCAGUCGGUUAAUCUGUGCAAAGACGAAAAUAUUAAAGAAAAUGUUGAUAUUCAUGUAGAAGAAAGAAAGAGCCCUCAAGUAGAGGAACAAGUCAUUGACCAUCCUGUUAAUAAGGACAGAAAAGCCGAAUUACAAACUGUGUCGCAUGAGGACAAGCCGUCUUCAUUCAGUAGUGAAACUGAAGAAGAGAUUCCAAUCAGGAAUGGAAACAGUGAUAAAAAUUUGGUAAUGUCGUUAUCCUUGCAAGGAGCACGUCUCCAACCGAAAAAUAAAUCUCCUUCAUACAACGCUGAGCCUAGAAAUCGGUAUAUCAGCGGUAAAUACUUUGGUGAAACAAAUAUUCUAGAAUCGGAACAACAAUUGCAAAUAAUGAUACGAAAUAAUAUAGUUGAUUGGGUUGAACAGGAACUGAUUGCAAGAAUAGUUUCAGAGGCUGUAAACCAAAUGGGAUCUCGAGGUUUGCAGUUACUAAUUGAUGCCGGAAGUUCUAUCAAUCAUGAAGCAGUAGAAAACCUAGUAUCAGAGGUUUUGACUGAUAAAUUGAGAGAUCAGAUGGCCGGAGCACAAGUUGAAGAUGAAUCUGAACAUAAUCUAAUAUUAGAUAAAACAGUUCUAACGCCUCAACCAACACCGCCAGAAUCAGAUUCAGACCAUGAAUUUAAUGUGAUUGAAGCUCCCAAUGUAUAUACACCUCCAAAAUCGAAUGCUUCUUCAUCGACAUCAUCUGAUCUAGAACAAGGACUAGACACUAUAGUAAAAAAUGAGGAUAAUGCAUACGAUGAGCGUAGCAUUGAUAGUGAAAAUUUAACAGAAAAUAAUCCACAAAAAGAUAUAGAGGAUUCAAAAUUUCAAAAGCCGGACCUGGAUACACCAAUUCUGAGUCCUUCUGCAACGCCUCCUCCUUCGGAAAUCGAAAUGGUUCCUCCAGUGACUCCUACUCCGUCUGAGUCUGAUAAAGGAUCAAUGAAUAUAGCGAUGGAGGACCUUUCACUGACUUCGGAAUCAAGCCAGAGUGAUGACGAUCUUAACCAAACCGUAAUUGCUAGCCAUAAGUACGGUGGCACCACUCGAAUUUAUGAUGAAGAUGAAGAAUACAAUUCGCAACAUCAAGUUUAUACUUCAGUUUCUGAAAAGCAAAUGAUCGAAGGAAUAGACAAGAGUGCAGUAAUUGCGCCUAGACCUAUUAGUUAUUUUUCCACUUCUGCUGAAAUUGCUAACGAUGACGAGUUAUCAGUAAUACAAGAACUGCAACAUUCCGAGCUGUCGAAUACAGAAGUCGAGAAAGUUGUAGAUGAAGGAAAAGUUAGCCCUAAGACCAUGUCAGAGUCUAGCUCUAUAGUUACAACAAAUGAUACGUAUGGAGAUGGUAUUUCGGAAGGGGAAUUGUUGACGAACGAAUCAACUGCGUAUGUAGAGUCGCGGAGUGAAGGAGAAUUUGUGCAUAAGAAUAAAAUUCAGAAGGAUGCACGGCCACAUUAUGAAGCCGGUGAAAUGAUUAAUACCUAUGUCUAUUCUAUCAAUUCUCGAAGAUUAAUUGAAGCUAUUCUGGAUGAUGAACUACCAACCGAAAGCGCUAGUAGUGACACAGUUAUGGAUAACACACUAAGUGAAGUUAAUCCAUUACCUGAUGAUGAUGGGAGCUGCUCAAGCGAAGGUGAAAUUUCGCCUGGUGCUAGGCAAGUUAAAGUAUCAAGCAUUGACCAGGUAGAAUUCGACAAUGAUGGCAGUGAAGGUCAGCUGAGUGUUGGACAGGUCAAUAUCGAAAAGAUUAACCCUACAUUAACAAAAGGAGACGUUGCAAAAUCAUCAAAUCGUAACUAUCCAGACCAUAUAGAUGAUGGCAAUGUAGAGUCCACGGCAAUUGGUGGCAUCAGAUAUGUUACGCCUAUAUCAGCAACUACAGAAAUACCUGCAACUGAUAUUAGGCCAAAACUGCCGGACAAACUAGAAACAGAAAUAUUAGACUGUCAUUCAUCCAGUCCUUCAGAAUUAGAGCCGUUAGGCGCUAUUGCAGCAGGAACUGACGGCAUGGAAUUUGUGACGGAGGAAGAAGACAAGGAUCAAUCAAGAGUUUUUAUGCGUUCUGAAGAGAUAUACGAUAAUGAUAAGGAAGAAGCAGAUAUUUCAGUUUUAUCAAUGGAUGACAUUGAUAGUAUAUCUGGUUAA